This is a messenger RNA of Musca vetustissima, 1065 nucleotides long. RefSeq names its product tRNA-splicing endonuclease subunit Sen34 (gene Tsen34). The transcript is spliced from 6 exons. Gene Ontology annotation, molecular function: tRNA-intron lyase activity; nucleic acid binding. NCBI's taxonomy places the organism in Eukaryota, Metazoa, Arthropoda, Insecta, Diptera, Muscidae. Gene Ontology annotation, biological process: tRNA-type intron splice site recognition and cleavage; tRNA splicing, via endonucleolytic cleavage and ligation. The coding region runs from base 1 to 1065 and encodes 354 amino acids. Gene Ontology annotation, cellular component: tRNA-intron endonuclease complex. The record is from RefSeq and is a predicted model, not a curated record.
AUGGAACCUGAAAAUAAAAUAAUUCUAACAUUACUGAAUGGAACUGGUUAUGUUUUCGAAGUGGAGGAUUACAUGAAAUUGCGCAGAGAUCACCACAUUGUGGGCUCGCUGGUGGGGACAUGUACAACACGAGGAUGGUCAGCCAAUGAUUGUGCAAUGCCCGUGGAAUUAACCCCAUGGGAGACACGUUUAUUAGUGGAGGAGAAUUUGGCAAUAUUGGUUUCCAAAAAGGCUUCCCUGUUGAAAGAAGAAACUGAGGAAGAACGUAAACAAUAUCAAGAGGAGUUGGAACAACGUCUGUCACAACAAGAGGAAGCUUUGAAAGAUGAAAAGCUGAAACAAUCGCAGGGAAAUAUUGAUAAAAUAAUGGCAGGAAAGAGGAAGAAACUGUUGAAGCAGGGUGUGCCAGAAAAAGAUAUCAAUUUGGAUCCCCAGGAAAUACUCAAAGAAAUCCGCCAGGGUCUUAAAUUUGAAAGGAAAAAUGCAUUACUGGAUAUACCCUGCGCCCACCCGGAAACACAUGAUGCCAACAUUGCAACAUUCUGCGACUCCGAUACCUCAUUAAAAUACCAAGUAUUUCGUGAUUUAUGGUCACGAGGGAAAUUUGUCACUUGUGGUGAUGCUUUUGGUGCUGAUUUCCUUAUCUAUCCUGGGGAUCCCCUGCAAUAUCAUGCUUCCCAUGUUGUAAUCCUGCUAGAAAAUGGUACUAUGAAGGCCUUGGAAUUGGUAGCAAAUGUCCGACUAUCUGUGAUGGUUAAUAAAUUGUGUAUGGUGGCAUAUUUUGAUGAAGAUGGCAAUGAUGAUGAUGAGGAGGGUAGUGAGAGAGUAGCAGGACAACGUAAAAUAAUAUAUCAAACUAUAACCUGGAUGGGUGAUAAGGACAAGGAACGAAGGCUACACGGAAGUAUGAAUACACACGAAUCCGAAUCCGAGUCAGCAACAAGAAUGUUCAGUGAAAAAUCCGCAUUUAAAGGUAAAAGUUCACAUUGCAUGGCUGGUUCGCAAGUUGUGUUUGCCUCAUCCGAUGUUUCCGCAAGUCGUAAGGGCAUUGCAACAAAUGAAUGA